AUGAUGAACCGCUCUCUCCUGCGCUUGGCUGCGCGCUCUGUCCAGGCUGGCCCUGGUUCCUCUGUCGCUGGUCGGCGUUAUGCUUCUUCGGCAGUCUUUAACUGGGAAGAUCCCCUCGCCGCUGCGGAACUUUACACGGAAGAAGAAUUGGCUAUUCAGGACACAGCACGACAGUACUGCCAAGAGCAAUUGCAGCCGCGUGUACUCGAGGCCUACCGCAAUGAAGACUACGAUCGCAAGAUCCUCCACGAGAUGGGAGAGCUUGGCCUGCUGGGCGCUUCGAUUGAGGGAUAUGGCUGUGCCGGAGUUAGCACAGUCGCCUCAGGUUUGAUCACCAAGGAGGUGGAGCGAGUGGACUCUGGAUACCGAUCAGGCAUGUCUGUGCAGAGCUCACUGGCGAUGACGGGUAUCUACGAAUUCGGCACCGAAGAGCAAAAGCAGCGAUUCCUGCCCGGUCUAGCCAAGGGUCAAUUGGCCGGUUGCUUCGGCUUGACCGAGCCAAAUCACGGCUCAGAUCCCGGCGCGAUGGAGACCGUGGCCCGCGAGCACCCAACUCAAAAGGGCAUGUAUCUCUUGAGCGGCAGCAAAACGUGGAUCACCAACUCGCCUAUUUCAGACCUGGCGUUGGUCUGGGCUAAGCUUGAGUCGACGGGCAAGAUUCGUGGAUUCGUUGUUGAGCGUUCGCGAUGCCCGCCGGGUACAUUCGAGACUCCUGCUAUAAAGAACAAGAGUGCGCUCCGUGCUUCAAUUACGGGCAUGAUUCAGAUGGAUGAUUGCCCUGUUCCUGCUGAGAAUAUGUUUCCUGAUGUUGAGGGUCUGACUGGUCCGUUUACUUGCCUGAAUAGCGCGCGCCUGGGUAUCGCUUUUGGUAGCAUGGGUGCUUUGGAAGACUGCCUGGCUCGUGCUCGUGAUUACAGUCUAGAGCGCAAGCAGUUCAAGGGAAACCCUCUGGCGAAAUACCAGCUGGUUCAGAAGAAGCUGGCCGAUGCGGCGACUGAUGCGGCGUACGGUACUCUGGCCGCUGUGCAGGUAGCUCGCCUCAAGGAUGCUGGCAAGGCCACCCCCGAGAUGAUCUCGAUGAUCAAACGUCAAAACUGCGACCGAGCGCUGGUCAACUCGCGGAUUCUGCAGGAAAUCUUUGGCGGUAAUGCUGCUAGCGACGAGUACCACAUCGGACGUCAUGUAGCCAAUUUGUUUGUGGUCCAGACCUACGAGGGCCAGAGUGACAUUCAUGCGUUGAUUCUGGGCCGAGCCAUUACUGGAAAGCAGGCCUUUGUCUAG
This is a messenger RNA of Penicillium waksmanii, 1281 nucleotides long. RefSeq names its product acyl-CoA dehydrogenase. Gene Ontology annotation, cellular component: mitochondrial inner membrane. NCBI's taxonomy places the organism in Eukaryota, Fungi, Ascomycota, Eurotiomycetes, Eurotiales, Aspergillaceae. The coding region runs from base 1 to 1281 and encodes 426 amino acids. The transcript has 4 exons. The record is from RefSeq and is a predicted model, not a curated record. Gene Ontology annotation, biological process: fatty acid beta-oxidation using acyl-CoA dehydrogenase; fatty-acyl-CoA biosynthetic process. Gene Ontology annotation, molecular function: fatty-acyl-CoA binding; glutaryl-CoA dehydrogenase activity; flavin adenine dinucleotide binding.